Vigna umbellata (rice bean) is the source of this 1033-nucleotide messenger RNA. RefSeq names its product Protein phosphatase 2C family protein (gene PBCP). The record is from RefSeq and is a predicted model, not a curated record. Gene Ontology annotation, molecular function: protein serine/threonine phosphatase activity. Gene Ontology annotation, biological process: protein dephosphorylation. Gene Ontology annotation, cellular component: chloroplast. Lineage: Eukaryota; Viridiplantae; Streptophyta; Magnoliopsida; Fabales; Fabaceae.
GUGUGACGGAGAGAGAGUGCUGAGGUUGAAGCGGGAAACAAUGGCAAUUCCCAUGUUGAGGGCUGUAAUGAUAUCUCAUUCUCAAUCUCAACAACUCAUUCAUUCCCUAUCUGCUAUCAAUGAAACUGCUAAGAGGAGGAAAAGAGUGGUGUUCUCUUCUUCUUUUUCAGAACUUAACCCUUUAAUUCGGUCAGAAGUAUCAUUUUGUGUCGGGACUUGCCUCAUUCCACAUCCAAAAAAGGUUAACACAGGUGGGGAAGAUGCUUUCUUUGUUAGCAACUAUAAUGGGGGAGUCAUUGCUGUUGCUGAUGGGGUCUCUGGUUGGGCUGAAGAGGACGUGGAUCCUUCUUUGUUCCCUCGUGAAUUGCUUGCUAAUGCUUCCAAUUUUAUUGAAGACGAGGAGGUGAACUAUGAUCCUCAAAUUCUUAUAAGGAAAGCACAUGCUGCUACUUCCUCCACAGGCUCAGCCACUGUCAUCGUUGCUAUGCUGGAGAAGAAUGGGACUCUGAGGAUUGCUAAUGUUGGGGAUUGUGGAUUAAAACUCAUCCGUAAUGGCCACGUAGUUUUUUCCAUUUCUCCCCAAGAGCACUACUUUGACUGUCCAUUCCAACUAAGCUCUGAGAGAGCUGGCCAAACAUACCUUGAUGCAGCGGUAUGCAAUGUUGAGUUGAUGGAAGGAGACACAAUUGUCAUGGGAUCCGAUGGCCUUUUUGACAAUGUUUUUGACCACGAAAUUGUUCAAACAAUUGUUAAAUACAAAGAUGUUGCAGAAACUGCAAAGUCAUUAGCUAACUUGGCAAGCAGUCAUGCAUUGGAUUCAAAUUUUGAUUCCCCCUAUUCCUUGGAAGCCAGGUCUAGGGGUUUUAAGCCCCCCUUAUGGAAGAAGAUUCUUGGAAUGAAGCUUACUGGUGGAAAGCUUGAUGAUAUUACAGUAAUAGUUGGUCAGGUUGUGAGUUCAUGAGAUUUGCUUGUUAUGCAUAUGAAAGAAGACAAUUUUUUUCAUUGGAUAAUUUUUUUUCAUAAACACUUGAAA